AUGCUAGCUAAAGUUGGAAAGAAGGUUCUGGUUGUGGAGCAGCACAAUCGGGCCGGGGGAUGCUGCCACACAUUCACAGAGAAGGGCUUUGAGUUUGAUGUUGUAAUUCACUACAUUGGUGACCUGUUGGGCCACACGCCUUUUCGCUGCCUGCUGGACCAGAUGUCCAAUGGACAGCUGCAGUGGGAGCCUCUGGAGAAUGCAUACGACCACGUCAUUCUGGGACCUCUGGAAAACCGCCGCUCCUACCCCAUCUACAGUGGUAGUACUCGCUUCCCUGAAGAGCUCAAGAAACGCUUCCCAGGGGAGGAGAAGGCUAUUGAUGACUACAUGAGGCUGGUGAAGAAAACUGAGUUUGGCAUCUGGCUCCUUCUUGUGCAGAAGCUUUGUCCUUUACCCUUGGCCAAGUUCCUGAUCCACACUGGUCUCGUCAAACAUCUGUCUUCCUUCUUCAAUAUGGCGCCACGCAGCCUGACAGAUGUGGUCAACAAGCUGACAGAAAACAAGGACCUCAGAGCUGUCUUUACCUACAUCUUUGGCACCUACGGGAACAAACCAAAAGAUGCCAGCUUUGCCUUGCACAGUUUGCUGAUAACCCACUACCUAAGCGGAGCCUGGUAUCCUAAAGGAGGCAGCAGUGAGAUUGCUUACCAUAUGAUUCCCAUCAUUGAGAAGGCAGGGGGCGCCGUUCUGGUUCGAGCCCCAGUCAACCGUAUCUUGUUCAACGAUGCAAAGGAAGCUUAUGGUGUGAGUGUGUUAAAAGGUCAAGAGGAGGUGCAUGUCCAUGCCCCUAUGGUCAUUUCUGAUGCUGGUAUCUUCAAUACCUACGAGAAGCUGCUGCCCAAGGAGCUCCAGGCCAUGCCAGACAUUCAGAAGCAGCUAAGUAUGGUGAAGCACGGUGAAGGAGGCUUGAGCAUCUUUGUGGGUCUGAAUGGAACCAAGGAGGAGCUGGGCCUGAAAGCAAACAACUACUGGAUCUUUGCUGAGAACAAUUUUGAUGAACUGAUGGAGAAAUAUAUGAAUGAGGAGAGAGAAAAGGCUUCUAAAAAAAUCCCCUUGCUGUUUGUUGCCUCCCCAUCAGCCAAAGAUCCAUCAUGGGAGGAGAGAUCGCCAGGAAAGUCUACUUUGAGCCUGGUCAGUUUUGCCAAAUACUCGUGGUUUGAGGAGUGGAAGGACGGCAAAGUGACGAACAGAGGGGCCGACUACAAAGAGCUGAAGCAAGCAUUCAUCAAGUCGGCCUUGGAUGUGGUGAUGGAUGUUUUUCCAAAGAUCAGCAGAGACAAGAUAGAGUACGUCGAUGCUGGAACCCCCAUCACUAACACACACUACAUCGGAGCACCCAAAGGUGAGAUCUACGGAGUGGACCACGGCAUCGCUCAAUUCAGCCCUGAACUCAACGCUACAAUAAGACCUCAGACUCCAUUGAAGAACCUCUAUCUGACAGGACAGGAUGUGUUUUUGUGUGGUUUCGCUGCCGGCCUCGCUGGAGCUCUCACCUGUGGCUCGGUUAUUCUUAAUCGAAAUCUCCAUCUGGAUUCCUUCGUCUUGGCAAUGAAAACAAAAUAUAAACAAGAAGCUAAAGGACGAGUAGCUACUUCCAUUUAAUUAAAUUAACUAAUAAUAUGCUGCAACAUCACAGCUCAAUGACACACUAAGAGCUAAAUCCCUUACGAAUUAAUUUAUAUGCACACAUGUUGAACAGAAAUAUACCAUGUCUUUGCUUUGGCAUGUUCACAUUUUGCACUAAUUCAUGUUAAACUGCUU
Girardinichthys multiradiatus is the source of this 1764-nucleotide messenger RNA. RefSeq names its product all-trans-retinol 13,14-reductase-like. The transcript has 10 exons. The coding region runs from base 1 to 1605 and encodes 534 amino acids. The record is from RefSeq and is a predicted model, not a curated record. Gene Ontology annotation, molecular function: all-trans-retinol 13,14-reductase activity. NCBI's taxonomy places the organism in Eukaryota, Metazoa, Chordata, Actinopteri, Cyprinodontiformes, Goodeidae.